Acipenser ruthenus (sterlet) is the source of this 9290-nucleotide messenger RNA. Its product is annotated as protein prenyltransferase alpha subunit repeat-containing protein 1-like. Gene Ontology annotation, molecular function: protein prenyltransferase activity. Gene Ontology annotation, biological process: protein prenylation. Bases 286 to 1569 code for a protein of 427 amino acids. The record is from RefSeq and is a predicted model, not a curated record. The transcript is spliced from 7 exons. NCBI's taxonomy places the organism in Eukaryota, Metazoa, Chordata, Actinopteri, Acipenseriformes, Acipenseridae. Gene Ontology annotation, cellular component: cytoplasm.
UAAGACUGAGCAUAACGCGUUUCAAGUUCAUAUGAUUCAGAUGAGUGAACCUUUUGGUACAAAGGGCUCAUUGAUUCUGAGGCUUCAAUUUUUCCACCACUGCAGAAAACGCACAAACGCUCUUUUUUUAAAAUUCUCUUGCAGCCACGAAAAUACAAUUAAUACGUAAGCUCCUUCUCACUGACAGCAGUCUUUCUGCAUACCUCCUGGUGAACUCGCCCUGACCCGGAGCUAGUACUCGGUCUCACUCCUGUUGUUGUCUUCAGCGGCUAAGCUUUGAAAAAAAUGGCAGAGUCAGAAGAGGAGGUGGACGUUUUGGUCGAGAGAGUUGUAAAAGACAUCAACAACGCGCUGAAGAAAAACCCCAACAUUGAUGAAAUUGGUUUGAUACCUUGUCCAGAAGCCCGGUACAAUCGAAGCCCCAUAGUCCUAGUGGAAAACAAACUUGGUGUGGAAAGCUGGUGCAUAAGGUUUCUGUUGCCCUAUGUUCAUAAUAAACUGCUGCUCUACAGACAAAGGAAACUAUGGCUGGACAAAGAUGCACUGAUAGAUAUCACUUGUACGCUACUGCUGCUGAAUCCAGACUUCACCACUGCCUGGAAUGUCAGGAAAGAGCUGAUUCAGAGUGGGGCGUUAAGUCCAGAGAAAGAUUUGUAUUUGGGGAAACUUGCUCUAAGUAAGUUUCCAAAAAGCCCAGAAACAUGGAUUCACAGGCGCUGGGUCUUGCAGAGUUUAAUCCAGGAAUGCUGCCCCAGUAAGGCAUGUAAGGAGCGGAGUGGAGCGGUGGCCGUGACGGCAGCGCAGACAGAAAGACUGCAGAGAAUACUGCAGGAGGAGAUGAAGGCCUGCUCUGAAGCUGCAGGGAGAUACCCAAGCAACUACAAUGCCUGGUCACAUCGUAUUUGGGUGAUACAGAAUUUGGCAAAAGACAACAAAAAGGUUUUUCUUGAUGAGUUAUCUUCUAUGAAGUACUGGGUGUCCAUGCACGUUUCAGAUCACAGUGGCUUCCAUUACCGACAGUUUCUCCUCAAAUCUCUUGUUGGAGACCCCGGCCACAUGCUGGACAAAACUGCCUCAGCACUGCAGUCUACUUCUAAUGAACACUGUGCUAGUCUUCCAAAAGAAGAGGAGGCUUCAGCUGAGAUCCAGAGGACAGUGGUGCCAGACCUGUUUGAUGAAGAACUGGAGCUUUGCACUGACCUUAUUGAGUCGUACCCUGGCCACGAAACACUUUGGUCUCACAGGCGGUAUGUUUUCUUCCUUUGGCAUCACUGGAAUCAUAAGCAAGGAGCACCAUUAAACAGCAGUGAUCGGCCAUUAGACCAUUCGAAUGCUACCACAGGAGGCAAGUCGGCACAGGCCAUGGACGUGGAUGGCAUGAUGGACCCCAACAAGCAGGUCUAUACCCAGGAGACCAAGCGGCUGAAACGAGGCCCUCUGCAGGGCUGCCAAGACCUGCCAACAGAGCACAGGUUCAUUACUAAAACCCUGACGGACUGCAGGAGCACAGAACAGGCCAGGUUUGCCAUUGCAUACCAGAAAUGGCUCGAAUCUGUUCUAGGUCAAUAAUGGUGAACUUGUGGGGAGAAUAUUAAUAUGUAACACAAGAUUUCUCUUCAGAGUUAAAAUCCAUGCCAGGUUUUUCUAAAAGCAGACAAUUCUGUAGCAGUGUGCAACCUCUGGAAUCAGUUCAGUGCACCAGUACCUCAGGUUUCUCAAUUCUUGACAAACAUUUUGCCACUUUUACUCAACUGUCUGUAUUUUAUCAAAUCAGGCUAGCUAAUGUUCCUCUCUUUUUUAGUGACUCCAGUUUUUUAUUGUUGUUUUGUUUUAUAUAUAAUGUCUUCCAGUAACAAACAUCUCUCCGAUUUAAGCAUCCUUAUAAGGGGAGCUUAUAUGUUUCUGUGUUCUGCCGCUGCUUUAACAGCUUCUGUAUCUCAAAUCUUUUUGAGACACAGACUUGCAUAUUUCAGUGUUAUGGAAACUUCCAGUGCAAAACAAUGCCCGUCACUUUGACCCUUUUGGUUUCCAGACUUUGACUUCUGCCCAAAUUGCCAUAUUGAGGUUGUGUUACUUUAGUUCUGUGAAACAAAACUGUAUUCAAUGCAUCUCUCAAUGAAGUUCUGUUACAGUUGUCCUGUAAAGUGUGUGUUUUUACUGGCACAUUUUUUUUAAAUCUCAAUGAUGGACAACACAUGCUUUGAGAUAGUGGUACAUGGCUUAAUUCUCUGUCAUAUCCAAUGAAAAGGAACCAUUUUGUGGCUGUGCUUGUUUUUCAACCAUAUCUCAGAAAUUCUAUAGAGACAUCUGUUUCUAUAUAUUUAAAUAGACAAAAUGUGCCAGUGAUCAGGAAAUUGGCCACUGACCUAAUACGGUUGUCAUACUUUCUGUUUUGCUACAUUUUUAGGUGAUAAUCAGCACACACUUAGCUCCAAAUUAACUAGACCAUAUUAACUAAUGGUGUCUUGAUUACCAGAUAUUGUCACUUGGUUUUAUAUGUGAGCAGUUGUCAUAUUGAAAAUAUAGUUUUGUUUGCAUGAGAAACCUUUAGUUUAACCUGAGAUUUAAUGAUGAGAGCAGUAAAAAAAAAAACUAUCUAAUUUGUUUUCCUAUUGAAAUAAUUAAUUUAAUCAGUUUGAUGGCGUAGGGAUGUGCAUUUCUGUAUAUUUUAAUAAUCAAAUACACGUAAUGUACCAAACGAUUAUACAAUACGAUAAUACAAACUAUUAUACUUUUUUUUAUAUAUAUAUAUAUUGCCAUGCCACUGUUAAACUAAUGCUUACAUAAUAUCAAAAUUGAAGUAAUAAGUAAAAAAAAAAUAUAUAUAUAUAUAUAUAUAUAUAUAUAUAUUUCUUAGCAGGCGCCCUUAUCCAGGGCAACUUACAAUUGUUACAAGAUAUCACAUUAUACAUUAUUUCACAUUAUACAGAUAUCACAUUAUUUUUACAUACAAUUACCCAUUUAUACAGUUGGGUUUUUUACUGGAGCAAUCUAGGUAAAGUACCUUGCUCAAGGGUACAGCAGCAGUGUCCCCCACAUGGGAUUGAACCCACGACCCUCUCCACACUGCUCCCCAUAUAUAUAUAUAUAUAUAUAUAUAUAUAUAUAUAUAUAUAUCAGUGCCUAUAGAAAGUCUACACCCCCUUGAACUUUUUUUACAUUUUGUGUCAGUGCUUCAGAGUUUCAUGCAUUUAAAUUUUUUUCACUUAUCUACAAACCAUUCUCCACACUGUUAAGGGGAAAAAACUUUUUAUUGAGAAAAUAAUAUAUAUUAAAAAUACAAAACUGAAACAUCAUAAUUGGAUAAGUCUCCACCCCCCUGAGUUAAUACUUGGUGGAAGCACCUUUGGCAGCAAUUACAACUGUGAGUCUGUUGGGAUAGGUCUCUAACCUAAAUUUGGCAAUAUUUGACCAUUCUUCUUUACAAAACUGUUCAAGCUCUGUCAAGUUCCUGGGGAGCGUUGAUGGACAGCAAUCUUCAAGUCAUGCCACUAAUUUUCGAUUGGAUUUAGAUCGGAGCUCUGACUGGGCCAUUCAAGGACAUUUACCUUUGUGUUCCAUAGCCACUCCAGUGUAGCUUUGGCUGUGUGUUUUGGGUUGUUCUCAUUCUGAAAGGUGAACUUCCGUCCCAGUUUCAGAUUUCUUGCAGAGGGCAGCAGGUUGUCCUCAAGGACUUCUCUGUACUUUGCUCUAUUCAUUUUCCCUUCUAUCCUGACAAGUGCCCCAGUCCCUGCCGAUGAGAAAUAUCCCCAUAACAUGAUGCUGCCACCACCAUGCUUCACAGUAGGGAUGGUGUUCUUUGGGUGAUGCGCUGUGUUGGGUUUGCGCCAAACAUAACGCUUUGCAUUUAGGCCAAAAAUUUCCAUUUUAGUUUUGUCAGACCACAGAACUUUUUGCCACAUGGCUACAGAAUCUCCUCAGUGUUUUUUUGCAUACUUCAAACGGGAUUCAAGGUAGGCUUUCUUGAGUAAUGGCUUCCUUCUUGCCACCAUACCAUACAGGCCAGAUUUGUGGAGUGCUUGGGAUAUUGUUGUCACAUGCACACUUUGGCCAGUCUUGGCCAUAAAAGCCUGUAGCUCUUGCAAAGUUGCCAUUGGCCUCUUGGUAGCCUCUCUGAUCAGUCUCCUUCGUGCUCUGCAGGGUCUUGGUGGUGCCAUACACCUUCCACUUUUUAAUAAUCGCCUUGACUGUGCUCCAAGGGAUAUUCAAGGCCUUUUAUAUUUUUUUAUACCCAUCCCCUGAUCUGAGCCUUUCAACAACUUUGUCCCAGAGUUCUUUUAAAAGCACCUUGGUGCUCAUGGUUGAGCCUUUGCUUUGAAAUGCACUACCCAGCAGAGAGAACCUACAGGAACUGUUGAAUUUACCCUGAAAUCAUAUGAAUCACUGCAAUUUAACACAGGUGGAGGCCACGUAACUUGGUGUGUGAUUUUGAAGGCGAUUGGUUAAACGUGAGCUAUAUAUAUAUUAAUGUAUUUUAUUUCCAGGCUAUAAGGCAACAAAAUGUGAAAAUUUUGAAAGGGGGUGUAGACUUUCUAUAGGCACUGUAUAUAUAUGUGUGUGUGUGUGUGUGUGUGUGAGUGUGAGUGUCUAUAUAUAUAUAUAUAUAUAUAUAUAUAUAUAUAUAUAUAUAUAUAUAUAUAUAUAUAUAUAUAUAUAUAUAAUUUGCUUGUUAUUAAUGGGAAGUGUAAUACAAAUAAAGUCCAACUUAAGCAUAAUUUCCAGACAGCUAAAAGCAACAUAAUAACGUGCAGAUUAUAAUGAAUCAAUAAAUUGUGACUUCAUUGGACAAGUAUGAAAUGAAUAAAUGUUUACAUUAAGUAACAGCUCACAUUAAAUAGGCAGUGGCUCUGGUUAUAUGGUACCAUAAUCACUUUGAGUGGCUAAUCUUACUGCACUUCCAGUCGUGCAUGCGCACUAACAUGUAUACCGGACUUUGACUCCCUUCACUACUUUGCAGUGCCGUAAUGAAACUUAGAAUGGCUAAUCUUAGUGAGAGCCCCCCUGUAUUCAGCCUACCUCCAUUAGUUUCAAGAUAUGAGUAUUUAUACUGUAAAAUGAUCAAGAGAAUAAUAACGUUAAUGUUAAGUUUUGUGCCGAAUAUAAUCGGGAUACAUUCUACAACCAAAAUAACGAUAUUUUGUGAGAUUGAUAUUACAUUAAGUAAUUAUACUAUUAAUAAGAUAAUGAAUUUCAUUGGAUUUAUUUUCUUUGAAUAGACAUUUUCUUAAAUCUCAAUCUCAAGCUCUUCGGCCACCGCGAUAGUUCCUGUAACUCUGGCUGAAGUACGAAAGUCAGACGGACAACAGGAUCUGAAAUUGGGAUGGAGAUCGGUUGCGUUGGAUCUGAACAAACAAAAAAAACCUAGCCUGGGUUCAUAUUUUCAAGAUCAUGUAUAAAAAGUUAAAUAUAUACUGAUAAUUGUAGACAUCAAUAUGUAUUGUAAUGCACUGAGCAGUUUUGUUCAGGUUGAGUGUGAUAUGAGCGAGCAUAAAAAACAUGUAAGUAGGCAGUUAACCAGCAGGGACAGUUUUCCUCAUCGUUCAACGAUUCCCGGAUGAACUAUUUUGUUACCUAAAUCAUUUAAUUUGUAGUGUAUAUUAGCAUAAUAUAAAGUGAUAGAAACACAGGGCUACUGCUUUAGUGUUAGUUUUAGAGUGCAGUCUCGUGCAUGCAAGGCUUGAGACUGAGAAGGAUGCUUACAUCUCGGAGCGAAAAGAUACAUAUUAGAAUGUUAAGAGGUAGCUCUGUCACUCGUAUGAAGAUAUUGUAAGUCAUGUUACAAAAUAACGCUGUAUGUUUUUCUCAAAUCCUGAACAUACAGGUCACCGUAGACAUUCUUGACUGAAGUUGGCAGAAGAAUUGGUUAUCCGAUUACAAUUUGUUUAGAUUUUGAUUACAUUAUUUGUGAGACUCUUAACAGAAGUGGAGUUUCUCCUGGUUUUAUUGGGGACAUGACUUAAAUAUUCUUGUGGUUUGCACUUCUCUAUAACUUUCUUCAAACAGGUUCUCUUGCAAACUAGGAAUGUAAGUUUGAAAGACAAACAUUUGUAAACUGUUACUGAGUAAUGAAGUACUUUAUUGGAAGGGUGAAACUGAAGGAGUAGUAUAAGUGCUGUAGUAAUAUAAAGUUUGUGAACCUUUUUCAUAACUUCUGUGAUUCCAAAACAUUGUGUGCAAUGGCCUGGAGUAUUUCUAAUACAUUAAAUAAUAAUAUGUAAACAGUAUUCAGGCUAGGCUAACCCUUGACAAUAGCAUGUACAGUAACUGUAUAUGAAAAGUGAAACCUCAUGUGUGUGCAGCUGUAUCCAUAUAUAUUUAGUACAGUGACACGAGCAAAAGCAGGCCUGAUGUGACAUAGAAGAAUACCUUCCUGUGUAUCUGCAGGUUGCUUAUUAUAAUGGCUUUUUGUCAAAAUUGGGUCAUUUUAAGAUCAGGGUGCUUAGAAAAUGAACCCAUUAUAGGAGUGGCAUUAUUAUAGUAAGGACUAGUCCAGUGGAGUUUGACAUUCUUGUACUUGUUGUGUAUGAGACUGUCAAAAACAUGUUCUAAGUACAGAAGUAGUGAUAGAAAUAAUCUGUUGGCAAUGGCCAAAGAGGUCUAAAGCUAAAAUAAGCUAGUAAGAAUGGGUGCUGAAACUAUACCGAUUUUUCUAAAUGUACAGGAAUUAGUGCAGGUCCAUUUUAAGCACAUGAUAAAAUGUCAGACACCCACGACACCCAAAAUACUUAGCUGGACAACACUGUUAUUCUGAAAGGGUCCAUAUGGACAGACAGAUCGUUUUAAAAAUGUAUUAAAAGGCAUUCAUGCAUCAAAACGAGAAGCACAAUGAGAUACGUACUCUGCCAAGUCAUUUUUACUAUAUGAAAUCAAAAUCAAUCUAGACAGACAUUCUGUGAGGGGGUGAAAAACAUGCCAACAAGGCUUAUGUUGCCAUCCAAAUGAGAUGGGGAAAAGUUGAUGUAGCCUAUAAUCUUACAGUAGCUGAACGCACUGAACCCAGUGCUUUGGUAUGAAACUCAUGAAAAAUACAAAGGAAUGUGUGCUUUUUAAUUAAAUAAGCAUAUCAACACUAAAACCAAACACUACUGCACAUGUUGUAAACUUUUUAAAUGGAUGUACGUACCUUCUUUGAUGGUAGAUUUUAGUUUACAGAUAAACAUGUAUGUAACAGUUAAGAUUGGAUUUUUUUGUAGCUGUGCUGCGUUUGUCUUGUAAAGACAUUACUUGAAGGACUAUUGGAGGACACAGUGAAGGACUGGUAAGGUACUGCAAAUGAUGUGUGAAUUUAAAAAAAAAUGAUGUGUGUGUGUGUGUGUAUAUAUAUAUAUAUAUAUAUCACCCUUUUAAUAUAUAUAUAUAUAUAUAUAUCACCCUUUUAAUAUAUAUAUAUAUAUAUAUAUAUCACCCUUUUAUAACGCUAUAGUGUGAAGCCAUAGUUACAAGACCGUGCUAUUUGUGUUCCGCAUUACAACGAGUAUAAAAGGGCUGCUGUAAUGGCAUUAUGGAGUAAAUGGGAGCCACGACCCUACCGUGUUAUAACCGAUUCCUCACUAUAACAAGGUGUGUUAUAACGGGUGAGCACUGUGUGUGUGUGUGUGUAUAUAUAUAUAUAUAUAUAUAUAUAUAUAUAUAUAUAUAUAUAUAAUGUAUGUGUGCAGAGAGAGAGAGAGAGAGAAAUAUAUGGGUCAGAAUAUAUAUAUAUAUAUAUAUAUAUAUAUAUGAAAUAUUCCAUCAUAUUAAUAUGUCUCAAUUCAGUUUUGAGCCGUAAUGCACUAGUGGCAUAGACACAAGUGCAUUGGGUAGCGCAAGACUAACGAGAGGUUACGCUGCUAUGAUUCAGCGAGAAAUUUGUUCAAAGUAGUCCCCUAUUUUUUUUUUUUUUUUUUUUUUUAUUGACAAGAUGAAAUUUGAAAGGUCUAUAUCCAGGUGUUUUUCAGGUAGCUGGUGAAAUUAUCUCGUUUCUCCCACUGAACACAAAAUACGACAUGGCGGCUGUUGACAUUAAGCGGCGCAGGCAGUGAUGACGUAGGUAGGAGUCUGAUAAACGUAUUAGCCAUGUACAUAUGUAUGAACUGGUAUCAGGAUUUAUUAUUUCCAGUUAUGGGGUUAUAGUGGGGUAGCACUGUAUAUAUCAUCAACUGCAUGCUCCUAUCUGUGCAAAUGUGUUGUACAUUAAAUGUAUUAAGUAGUUGCUGUUGAUUUUGCCAGAUUUUACAAAAGGAGUAUUAAAAUGAAUUUCAUCAUACAGGGCCCUGUUCACAAAGCAACUCGAAUUAUUAAAUUAAGUCUGCUUUUAUGAAUUCUAUAAAGAUAUUGGCAAAAAACUGCUGUAGUCUGCUAAAUAAACCAACACAUUGUUUUAAUGAAAUAACAAACCCUCUUUAAAUAACUCAUGUGUUUGUGAAAAGGACCCAUUGUGUCCUACUACAUUUGGUAACCCUCAUACAGUAUAUUGCAUUUUACAAUAUGAUGGAAUAUUUCAUAUUGUAUAAGUCAAUGUGUAACUUUUUAUUUAAUUUCUUCCUUAAAUAAUAUCAUGAUACCUUGGGUAUUAUACUAUACAAAAGGAAUGAGUAAUAGAUCUAAAAUAGUAGCAUGUAGGAACAUCAAGUAACAUUUGUAAGAGAUUAAAAGAAACUGGUGUAUUACAGCUUUCUAACUUUAAAAUUAAGAGCAAUCCCCCUCUUCUGUUUUCAACUUUAUUUCUAAAAAACAGUUGCAAUUAAUGGUCAAACUUUUUCAAGUAGGCUAUGAUGGUGAUCAGUACCACACAAACACAUGUAUAAAUUGAGGGGUUUUUUUUCUGUUUACUUACACUUUUAGAAAUCUAACUAAAUGUCAUACCUGUUAAACUGUUUGUCUGUGUUUUGUCAUUUAGGUUAACAUUAUAUACCACAGUUCAUCAUAACAAAAAUAUAUAUUUGGAAAUGUUUGGCAUUUAUUGCUUUUCUCUAUUGUAGAUGAUUACUUUGGAUUAAUCCUGUCCACAUGAGAUUUUGGUUGACACCAUUAUUAUAGCAUGAAUGAGAAUGAUAAAAUCAUCUAUGCAGAAUGUUUAAUUUAUGAAUGUUAUUCCUUUAGUCAAGUUAUGGUCAGUAUCCUUGUAAUGCCAUGUAUUUAUUGUUUGGAUGAAUCCUACCUACAGCUGUGUUUAAAGUUCAGAUAUAGCUAAUCAUCUCUUAAAUUAAUUUAUUUUAUAGAGUAAUAUUUAAGACCUGUGUUCACCUUUACAGUUGUCAAUUGUCAGCUUUUUAUCAAGUAAAAUAAAAAAAAGUUUUUCCUUGCAGAAA